AUGCCCAUGGCCUGUUUGCGUUUAUGCCCAGCCAAAACCACUGCUUUUCCUGCAUGCCAGAUAUUGGGGUUGGACAUAUGCGCGGACACCAUCGUCGGUGACCAGAUGCAGAGGGGCAUAUCUGGUGGCCAGAAGAAGCGUGUCACCACCGGAGAAAUGAUUGUCGGUCCGACAAAGGUGCUAUUCAUGGAUGAGAUAUCAACUGGGUUGGACAGCUCCACCACCUUCCAGAUUGUCAAAUGUCUGCAGCAGAUUGUGCACUUGGGCGAGGCCACCAUCCUCAUGUCCCUCCUCCAGCCAGCCCCUGAGACCUUUGAACUAUUUGAUGAUAUCAUCCUCCUGUCAGAAGGCCAGAUUGUUUAUCAGGGACCCCGUGAUUAUGUCCUUGAAUUCUUUGAGUCAUGUGGCUUUCACUGCCCAGAGCGCAAGGGCACCGCAGACUUUCUUCAGGAGGUCACAUCAAAGAAGGAUCAGGAGCAGUACUGGGCUGACAGGCAGAGGCCGUACCGAUAUAUUUCAGUCUCGGAAUUUGCCCAGAGGUUUAAGAGGUAUCAUGUUGGGCUACAACUCGAGAACCAUCUCUCGGUGCCAUUUGACAAGAGCCGCAGACAUCAAGCUGCCCUUGUCUUCUCCAAGCACUCGGUGUCAACUCAAGAGCUCCUCAAGGUAUCCUUUGAGAAGGAGUGGCUCCUCAUAAAGCGCAAUUCGUUUUUUUACAUCUUCAAGACCAUACAGCUCAUCAUUGUAGCCCUUAUCGCGUCAACGGUAUUUCUAAGGACCCAGAUGCACACAACGAAUUUGGACGAUGGUUUUGUCUACAUUGGAGCAUUGAUUUUUACUCUGGUUGUGAACAUGUUCAAUGGUUUUGCUGAGCUCUCUUUGACCAUCACAAGGUUGCCUGUCUUCUACAAGCACCGGGACCUCCUCUUCUACCCUGCUUGGAUAUUCACACUACCGAAUGUCGUUCUCACAAUCCCAUUUUCAAUUAUCGAAACCACAGUCUGGGUGGUUGUCACAUACUACACUAUGGGAUUUGCCCCAGAAGCUGACAGGUUUUUCAAGCAGUUGCUACUUGUGUUCUUGAUCCAGCAGAUGGCUGCUGGGCUUUUCAGAGCAAUUGCUGCACUGUGCAGAUCCAUGAUCAUUGCUCAAACCGGAGGAGCCUUGUUCCUUCUCUUCUUCUUUUCCCUUGGAGGCUUUCUUCUGCCAAAAGACUUCAUCCCAAAAUGGUGGACCUGGGGUUAUUGGAUUUCACCGCUGGUGUAUGGAUAUAAUGCUCUAGUAGUGAAUGAAUUCUAUGCUACUCGAUGGAUGGACAAGUUUGUAACGGACAAGAAUGGUGUUUCCAAAAGACUAGGUAUAGCUAUUCUAGAAGGCACAAACAUCUUUACUGACAAAAACUGGUUCUGGAUUGGAGCAGCAGGGCUGUUAGGUUUCACAAUCUUCUUCAAUGUGCUCUUCACUAUGUCCCUCACGUAUCUGAAUCCCUUGGGCCAACCACAAGCUGUUAUAUCUGAAGAAACUGCAAAGGAAGCAGAAGGCAAUGGCCUCCCAAGAGAGGCAGUUAGCAAUGAUAGUACAAGAAGAAAUGGCAGGAUGAAAUCGAAGGAUCGUUCCAGUAAUAAGGAAAUGGGUGAGAUGAGACCUAUGACUUGUUUGGGCAAUAGUUCAUCAAAUGCGAUUUCACGUCAAGUCCGUUGGCAGAAAUGA
This is a messenger RNA of Triticum turgidum subsp. durum (durum wheat), 1710 nucleotides long. The record is from the annotation of a GenBank genome assembly. Lineage: Eukaryota; Viridiplantae; Streptophyta; Magnoliopsida; Poales; Poaceae.